AUGACGACCGCACCGCAUAUGCCGGCCAAGGCGAACAGCGCCAAUGAUGUGCAUGUACGCCCGAGAGGCAUCCUGAAGAACUCGCACUCCUAUUCUGCAGCCCCUGCAGCUGCAGCUCUCAGUCCGCUGACCACUCCUGCCAUCCCCGAAACAGGCGACACCAAAGACCUUACUCUGCAAAACACACUGCAAAACGCCGGCCGACGCCGGUCCUCCUCCAACGCCCGACCAGGCUCCUCCCGCCGGCAGUCCCUAGCCAGCGCGCAUGAUGAAGAGAACAACCCCCGUCUCAAGUGGGACGAAGCAAACUUGUACCUCACAGAGCAGGAGCGCACGGCGAAGAUGAAGAUCGACGAGCCCAAAACACCCUACGCCCCGCACUACGACCCAACGGAGGACGAAGAGGAGAUCCGCCUCGCGGAGGCCCAAGAGAGUUCGAUCAACGCACAGGGCGUCGUCGUUGAUGAACUGGACCGCUCAGCCAAGACGCACAAGAAGGGCGUCUCGGAAGACGACAUCCCGGACCUGGAGCUUGGCGAGCCGGAGGAGGAUUCCCUUGCUGGGCCUGACCCGUCUGAUCCCCGAAUUUUCCGGGACCGGAGCAUGAGCACGGAUUCGCACAAGAGUGAAAAGCACGUUCAUGUUGGCGCGGAGAAUGGUGAUGGUCUCGUGACCACCGAGGAGGCGAAGGAGAAACAUCGCCAGUUCGAGGAACAUCGAAAGAAGCAUUAUGAGAUGCGGAACAUCAAAGAUUUACUUGCACACCCGGAAGAACUGGACGAAAUGGAGGAAGACGAGGACGAGACCGAGCCUGGUCCCCCACCCUCUGUGCCGCAAAUCCCUGAACACUUUCGCAAUGGUCAAUAG
Messenger RNA from Penicillium maclennaniae, 867 nucleotides. RefSeq names its product PP1-complex regulatory subunit GLC8. Gene Ontology annotation, biological process: regulation of signal transduction. Lineage: Eukaryota; Fungi; Ascomycota; Eurotiomycetes; Eurotiales; Aspergillaceae. Gene Ontology annotation, molecular function: protein phosphatase inhibitor activity. The record is from RefSeq and is a predicted model, not a curated record. The coding region runs from base 1 to 867 and encodes 288 amino acids. The transcript is spliced from 3 exons.